Messenger RNA from Thelazia callipaeda (thelaziosis nematode), 2349 nucleotides. NCBI's taxonomy places the organism in Eukaryota, Metazoa, Nematoda, Chromadorea, Rhabditida, Thelaziidae. The record is from the annotation of a GenBank genome assembly.
AGUCCAUCGCCAUCAAUGUCAACUGUAUCCUGCCCAGAAUAUCCGGAAUUACAAGAAAAGUUGCAUCGAUUGGCAAUGGCUCGUGAUAGUUUGUCAUUACAAGUGACAAUAUUAACGGAACAGGUUAGUGCACAAAAAGAAAAAAUACGAGAUUUAGAAAAUCUUUUAGCAACCAAAGCAAAUAAUUUGGAUUCAGCUGAGGAAUUAUUGCAUGAACGCAUUGAUAUCAAUGGUGAUUUAGAAUCAAAGAAAAUGGAUCUUUUAGCAGAAGUAUCAAGUUUGAAAUUGAAAUAUGCUACUUUAGAGAAAGAAAAAAAAGAGACAGAAAGAAAGUUACAACUUUCUCAGGCUGAAAUUGAACAUUUAAAUCAAACAAUGCAAGGCUUUAUCAUACAGCAUGGCAUUCAUCCUCAGAUUUUCAGUACUCAGAUUCAUACUCCUAUACCCUAUCAGCAAAUUAUUAAUAGUGCAGCUGACGUUGAAAAUGAUCAAACAGCAGCCGAAAUGGUGCAACUACGAAUGGCCGUACAGCGUCUUAUUAUGGAUAAUGAGCAAAAAAAUAUUCAGAUUAUUUCGCUGAGAAAUGCUUUGGAUGAGCAUUGCCGUAAUGGACUUGGAAAUGACAAUUGUACAGCUUCUGCAAUACCUUUGCCACGUUGUUACUUGCAAAAUAAUUUUGAUUCACAGCAAUCAUUCGAUAUCAAUACACAACUCAGACGAUUACUGCUUGAUAAUACAAGUGAUCACAUUGCGCAUUCUUCAUCUUUUCCAACUAGUCUCUGUAGUGCUCAGCAACGUGGAGCACUUUCUUCACGUACUACUUCGGCAGUACAGUCAUCAUCAUCAUAUACUUCAUCCUUAUCAACAGCAUCACCGCAACAUAGUUGGUCUAAUUCAGGCACUCCAAGACAUAAAACUAAUUAUGAUCCUAUAGCAAGCUUACCACCUGUAUCAUCUAGAUUAGCUAUUCGUCCUUCUCCUAGCUAUCAGUCAUCUUCUUCUCCAGCUGCUCGGCAACUUGCUGCUGAACUGGAUGAAUUGCGACGAAUUGGUAACGAAAUGCAGCAAAAACAUGACAAAUUUCAGAAUCCACGCUUUUCUAAAUCUUUCGGACGUAAGGCUGCUUCAACAUUAACAUUACCACGUAAAAAGCUUUUUGCUGCAUCUUCAGGAGGGAUAUCAGCUGAAAGUGAUGAUGAAGUCAUGCGUGGAGUGCAAACUCGAUCCUCUAUCGAAAUUGGUAAAUUUAAGCGUGGAAAAACAAGAUCUUCUCUAAAAAAUUUAUUUGGUAAACUAACACGAAGUGCUUCACAAGAAAUCAGAUCUGUUGAUUUUCAAAGUACUGCCUCUGUAAGACCAACACACUCAGCUAGAAUACCAGCUUACGGUCCUAUUCAUGAUACUAUCAUUCUUCGGCCACCUUUACAACAAUUUGUUGAUUGGAGUAAAGCACAAAUUUGUGAAUGGAUGACAGAAAUAGGCUUUGGUGCUUAUGUUCCAGAAGUUGAACGUUUUGUACGCAGUGGACGACAUCUAUUGAAUAUGACUAAUCAAGAAUUUGAAAAGGAGUUAUCGAUAAGGAAUCCACUGCAUAGAAAGCGAUUGCGUUGCAUUUUAACCCGUAUAAGUCGGGGUGUUAAGGAUGCUGCUGACCGUAUGGACUUACAUCAGGUUUUGUUAUGGUUGGACGAUAUUGGCAUACCACAAUAUCGUGAAAUUAUGGCUCAGAAUAUGAUUGAUGGCCAAAUGCUAACAUUGCUUACUGCUCAAGAUUUGAUAGAGAUGAAAAUCACGUCUGCACUUCAUCAUGCAGCAAUUGCUCGUGGUAUACAAUUUCUACGAUCAGUAGAAUUUUGUCCAAAUCGUUUGGAAAAAAGAUUUAAUCCGAAACUGAUUGAUAAAGGAGGGUGUCCAGGUGAUGUGGAACGUUGGUCCCACUACUGUACUUGUCAGUGGUUGAAAGCAAUUGAUUUAGAUGAAUUUACUCCAAAUCUGUUGUGCGCUGGAAUUCAUGGUGCCCUUAUGGUUCAUGAGCCAACGUUUACUGCUGAAACUCUCGCAGAAGUUUUACAAAUGCCCACCUAUAAAACUCUUCUUCGUCGUCAUCUGGCCACUCAUUUCAAUCAGUUGCUAGGUCAAGAGGUCAUCAGUCACAAGCGAGCUAUUCUUGCGCAACCACUCGUUGUACAAAUGUCUCCUACGUUAAAAAUUCGACUACUCAAGAAAGGUUUUCUUUUAACUCGUAAAAAAGGAAAAAAUGAGGUAUAUGUCGAACCAGAUGAACCAGUUUGUCCACCAGUGGAUAUCACAUCUACCUUCAAACGACAGGUUAAUCAAUUUUUUCUGUAG